CCGGUGCUUCCGGCGCGCAGGCAGUGGCGGCCGGGCAGGAGGAGCCCGGGGUGCUGCUCCCUGCCCCCCCCCCCCCCCCCCCCCCCGGUGCCGCCCGGCCGCGGUCCGCGGCGCCCGGAGACAUUGCUCAGAUGAAAUCAAAAGAACGAUAAAGUUUGGAGGAGAAAAAGAAGCUGCAAUUGCUUUCCUGGUCUGCAGUUUGACAGGGCAUUAAGAUGUCUGUGGACAUGAACAGCCAGGGCUCUGACAGCAAUGAAGAGGAUUAUGACCCUAAUUGCGACGAAGAAGAGGAAGAGGAUGAGGAUCCUGGGGAUAUUGAGGAUUAUUAUGAUGGGGUAGCUAACGACGUGGAGCAGCAGGGAGCAGAUGCCUUUGAUCCAGAGGAAUAUCAGUUCACCUGCCUGACUUACAAGGAGUCGGAGAGCACUCUGAAUGAACACAUGGCCAGCUUGGCUGCCACAUUAAAGGUAUCACAUGCUGUUGCAAAGCUAGUAUUAGUUAGUUUCCACUGGCAAAUCUCAGAGAUUUUGGAAAGGCACAAGUCUAAUGCUGCCCAAUUACUAGUAGAAGCACGAGUUCAGCCCACCUCAUCCAAACAUGCAAUGGUACAUUCCUCCCAUCAUUGCGCAGUGUGCAUGCAGUUUGUCCGGAAGGAGAACUUGCUCUCUCUGGCUUGCCAGCACCAGUUCUGUCGCAGCUGUUGGGAGCAGCAUUGUACAGUGCUCGUCAAGGAUGGUGUCGGAGUUGGGGUCUCCUGCAUGGCUCAGGACUGUCUACUUCGGACACCAGAAGACUUUGUGUUUCCAUUGCUGCCUAGUGAAGAGCUGAAAGACAAAUACAGGCGCUACCUCUUCAGGGACUAUGUGGAGAGUCAUUAUCAGCUGCAGCUGUGUCCUGGUGCAGAUUGCCCUAUGGUCAUACAGGUACAAGAGCCAAAAGCCCGACGAGUGCAGUGCAAUCGUUGCAAUGAGGUCUUCUGCUUUAAGUGUCGGCAGAUGUACCACGCACCCACAGACUGUGCUACCAUUCGGAAAUGGCUCACCAAGUGUGCAGAUGACUCCGAAACAGCCAACUACAUCAGUGCUCACACUAAAGAUUGUCCCAAGUGCAAUAUCUGUAUUGAAAAGAAUGGAGGCUGCAAUCACAUGCAAUGCUCCAAAUGCAAGCAUGACUUCUGCUGGAUGUGUCUGGGAGACUGGAAGACUCACGGCAGCGAGUACUACGAAUGCAGUCGGUACAAAGAGAAUCCUGAUAUUGUAAACCAGAGUCAGCAAGCACAGGCCAGGGAGGCCCUUAAGAAGUACUUGUUCUAUUUUGAGAGGUGGGAGAAUCACAAUAAGAGCCUACAACUGGAGGCACAGACAUACCAACGAAUCCAGGAGAAAAUUCAAGAAAGAGUAAUGAACAACUUGGGAACAUGGAUAGACUGGCAAUACCUACAAAAUGCUGCAAAACUGCUUGCAAAGUGUCGUUACACCCUGCAGUACACAUAUCCAUAUGCCUACUACAUGGAGUCUGGUCCCAGAAAGAAACUGUUUGAGUACCAGCAGGCCCAGCUGGAAGCUGAAAUUGAAAAUCUUUCAUGGAAGGUGGAGCGAGCAGACAGUUAUGACAGAGGGGACUUAGAGAAUCAGAUGCACAUAGCAGAGCAGAGACGGAGGACCCUGCUGAAAGACUUCCAUGACACAUAAGACAGGAGGAAGUGACAAAGUGCAGGGGUGAGAGCAGCGAGUGAAGUGAUGGCAGCUUCACCGGGAUAAGCAGGCACUGCCUCUGGGAGAACACGGCCAAGGACAAAGCCACCCCUCCCCUUGCAAGUCAGACACAUGCAAACACCACAUCUUAGUCCAGUUUGUUCUCUUAUCUUUCUGUUUCUGUUUCUGCCAGGCUAGCGGCCAGAGUUCAGAUUGGCAUAUUUCCUGGGACAUUUCCCUCCUGCCCUUGAUGGUUUCAGAAGGGGAGGGAGUUUUUCUCUGAAUGGCUGUUAAUAGUGUUAGAUCAUGACAAUUUAUGUAAUUUUCAACGGUUGUACAAUUAUACAGACAAACCUUAGAAUAACACACAACCCUUUUUAAAAAUAAAUUGGCAGUGGAGUGUUUUUCCUUAAUCUGCUUGUAAAUCUAAUGGGCUUUUCCCCCUCUCCAUUCCUCUGACCCAAAAAUCCUCCUAGGCACUGAAGGAGGUUACAAAAUAUCUCAGAUAGAUUUCGCAGUGCUCCUUUAACAGGGGCAUUGUAGCAUUGGCAUUGCACGAGGAGAGUGGCUGGUGUUAAAGAGUGGCUGCUGCUGUGUCUGACCCGACAGUACCAGCAGUGGCUGUGAUUUAGUAUGAUUACAUGUGACAUCUCUUUUCUUGUAAAUCAGCUGUGCAAAAUCCUGCUACACAAACAAAAGCAAACAGAGGAAUUGUAGGGGAGAGAUCAGGUUAACACUGGGGGAUAUGCCUUCAGUCAGGUCAGAUUCUGCAUUUGAUGAAUUUUAGGUCUUCCAUGUAGAUUUUUGCUUCACUUGUUUUUGUGGGGAGGUUGUUGUAUUGCCAAAGUGAGUGAUGAGGGAAUAGUAGCAUACAGUUGUUAAUCAAGGCUUGGGGCUUUUGCAGAGUGAAACAAUCCAUGUUAUAACAGUGCCAUGCAGCCUGGUAAAGAUUAUUUGUGCCUGCUGGGUAACAUGGCUGACAAAAUUUGAUCCUAUUCAUCAAGGUGAGACUAAACAUCGCUACAUUAUGAGGAGGAAAGAUUAUGUACAACACACUCCCUGGCACAUGUUGGCAAUGUGGACAGGCAUUUGAAUUACAGGUGCACUGCUUGUGCAGAGCCUGCACCAAGCCAGGCAGAAAAUUAAUUAGCAAAAUUAAUUUAUUUGUAUAUUAGUAUUGAUACUGGUGGGGACUUAUGAGAAAAUUGAUUGUUAGGAGCAUGUGGAGCUUUUUUUAUUAACGUUCUUUUUUCUAAUGUAAAGUAUACACUAAAAUAAAAAUAUGAAAACCUAGUUCAUUUUAGUAGGGGUUAACAUGAAAAAGGUUACUUAAAUGCUGAUGCUUGCCUGUUUGCUACAGGAAGCAGGCCACAUGUUAAGAUUUCACAGGCUUGUAUGUCACCUGCACCGGGAACAUGUUGUUUGCAGCCAGUAAGGUGGAGCUGGAGUCUGAUCUGAGGAAAUCUUCACCUCUGCAGGGAACUCAUGGGAUUCUCUUCCAUGCUGUAUGUGGAAGUGUUGCCUUUGAUGCACCACUGUAUUGCUCUUAUACAAUGUCACUUGAUAAAUAUUAUAAACUGGAAGGGGGGAAAAUGCUAAAUGCCUGCAUGUCAGAAUAAGCAAACUCUGCUGUUGGAGCCUUUUUCAUGUACCUGAGACAUGUGACCCAGGUAUUUGCAGCAUGUAUAACUGGCAGAUGGAUUUUAACGAGAGAGAUGUAUCAGUUUAAAAGAGGAGUAGCUGUCAUAGGAGCUAAUCCUGUGGCUGUGCUUGUUGUACACAGCAGAAAAUUUCAAACUGAGAGGCCUUUUCCUUCCUCCCUCCCUUCCCUGGUGUGGGAUGUAUCCUCAGGGAACGGGAGAACAUGCUGCCAAAGAGCUGCUGGCAGUGGAGGGGGGGGUUACAACAGAAGCGGCUGAGGGUGGAGCAGGGUUGCAGAGAGGUGGCUGGAGCCAGGCAGUGGGGCAGGGAGGGAGUGUGUGGUUUCUGGGAGCAGUGCUGCUUGCUGCGCAAGAGAUCUCCGUAACCAUGGCUCCUUGUGUUCUUGCUGUAUCCUGUCCUGGCUCCCCUCCAGGCUGGAGCCGUAGAGGUAGAUAUGUCCUUGUUCCAGCCGCUGUCUCCUGACUUCAGUCCCUCCUCUGCUCCCAGCAACAGCCUCUUUGUGCCCUCCUUAUGGUAGAGAUCAGUCUCUUCCUUCUUCUCCCCUUCCCAAAUGAUUGUCAAAGUCUGGGCACACUGGACCCAGGGGGAAGGGGUAGUGUGGGGGAAGGCUUGCUGAGACCCAGCAGUUUGCAGUGCAUAGAACCAAUGUUUAAACUGUUCUUUUAAAAUGUAAUGUGCAAAGUACUAAUUAGGAUAAAAGCUGGUGUUCUUGUUUUUUAAAUGUAACUAUCGUAACACCUAAUCUCUUUGCAGAACAGGUAUGCGGAGUUUCCUAAUCCCAGCGAACCCUCACUUCUGUUACAUCAUUGUCCAGCUUUGAGCUAGAUGAGAAUGGGGUUUUGUGUCUCUCCCUCUCUGCCUCCUUCCCUCCCUCCCUUUCCCAUGCCCCCACAAAAUGCUUUGCUAUGAAUCCUUGUUUGUAGAGAAGCUAGACCAUAUAGCUGUGGCCAAAUUUACUGAACAGCCUGCUGAGAUGCGUGGCUGAGGAACAGUAAUAAAUACUGCAGUGCGCCCCCUAAUUCUUUUCAAAUUUUCUGAAACUAGAGCAUUGUCAGCAGUUCUGUUUAUUUUAAAAGAAAACAAAACACCCUUUCUGAGGGUGGUGAAAGUCCUGGUUUGUAUGCACAGAUCCUGUUUCUACACUUGCUGGGAAAACAACAGGACUUACUUGCUUUUGCAGCCCAGGCAGGGUGAGUUCUGUAUUUGUGUCGUACAGAUACGAAACCUGCAGAGCACAGGGACUGUUGACUCUGUGGAAAGUGGCUGACACUGGUUGAGAGGCAGGUGACAGGAAGGGAAUGAGAGUUCUCGACGCCAACAGACAAGACCAGUUUUUUUCCCCUUUAAUAGGUACAUGGCCCUAUUCGAGUCAGCAAGGUUACAUGAAUGUAGGUGAAUAGAAAGUGGCUCAGGAGCCGUAAAUUCUGAGGUACAAGUUUCCCUUUGGUGCAUUACUGCUGCAGCUGUGGAAUGUUUUUUUUUCUUUUUGCACUCAUUUCUAGUUCCUGCUCCAGCCUGACACCUCUCCAUCCUUGCAUCCACUACUCUUUUAUUUCUGCUUUGCUUGUGUUAGUGCAUUGGCUGCCUCAUCUCUAAUAGUCCUCAGGCUUCCCAGACGGUAACAAAAAAUUUUCUACUGAUCACGUAAACUGCAUGACUGCUGCUCUGCGCGCUGGCACAUCGGCUGUGCCCCCCUGGGGACAGGGGCAGCAGGAGGUUUCUGUACUAUAGUCUUGCACUCUAAAUUUUAGACUUUUUAAGCAGGUGAAAAAAAAAAAUAGAACUUUAUUUUUAAACGAGGCACUUGUUCUGGGAAUUCCUUUCCUCACCCCAGUCUGGUUCAGGUUCUGGGACAGUGUUAGUGGGGGGCUGCGGUGUACCCCCGACACAGGCUGGGGGGAGUCCACGAAGCUGCUGCCACCCCUCGCUUUUCUUCGCAGGCACGGGAGAGGGGCAGGGGCGGCGGAAACCGCCCGGGAGACGGUUGCCAGAGGUGUGCCCUGAGUUUAUUUGAAAUAAAUUGUGACUUUCUAACUUC
Tyto alba (common barn owl) is the source of this 5394-nucleotide messenger RNA. RefSeq names its product ariadne RBR E3 ubiquitin protein ligase 2 (gene ARIH2). Bases 216 to 1691 code for a protein of 491 amino acids. Lineage: Eukaryota; Metazoa; Chordata; Aves; Strigiformes; Tytonidae. Gene Ontology annotation, cellular component: ubiquitin ligase complex; cytoplasm. Gene Ontology annotation, biological process: positive regulation of proteasomal ubiquitin-dependent protein catabolic process; ubiquitin-dependent protein catabolic process; protein polyubiquitination. The record is from RefSeq and is a predicted model, not a curated record. Gene Ontology annotation, molecular function: ubiquitin protein ligase activity; ubiquitin conjugating enzyme binding; zinc ion binding. The transcript is spliced from 15 exons.